AUGGCUAAGAUGAUUGUUGAGACAGAAUCUGUGUUUGUGUGGUUUGAACUAGACAUAAGUAAGAGUUAUUAUGUUAAAGUGUGGUUCCAGAACCGUCGCACCAAGCAGAAGAAGGACACGACCAAGGACUCUGACAAGCGCUCCUCCUCCACCUCGGAGUCACUGGCCACCUGUAACAUUUUACGUCUCCUCGAACAGGGCCGCCUCCUCUCCGCCCCGCCCCCCAAUCCCCCAAUGGGCCACCACCCAGGAAAUGGCUCCCUAUUGGUCAGCUCCGGAGGGGGCUCCUCCUCGCCAGGGGUGAGUAGAAGCACGCCACCAGGAAAUGGCGUUCUUGGCAUGGGUGGAACUUUCGGGCUGUCACUGCCCUCCCUGGGAGGGACUUCGCCACGUCUGGGCAUGCCGCCGCCGCACUCACUGUGCUUCUCAAUGCCGCUGCUAGGGGGCGCUCAUCAUGAACUGGCGUCUGGGUACGGGUGCGGGUCCUCGGCGUUCGAGCCGUACAUGCGGCUGGACAGGAUCUCCAAGGAUGGAGAUCUAAGUGGGAAGAAGAGAGUUUCCUAAAAAGCGGCCAUUAAGGGGUUGGGAUGACCCCCCCCCCCCUCCUGCCUCUGGUCUCCCACCUAUCCACCCACCAACAUUGCUGUCCGUCAUCGGUUGGCUCAUCAACAUCAUUGUUCAGCUACUGCCUGCCACGGUGGGGGGGUGGGGGGGUGUUACGGAACAGGACCAUGUGGUGUGACAGACAGGGGUGAUGAUGAUGCCCGUCACACACAAAAACUUUGCUUGUGAAUUAUUUGGGAGAAAUGAAAUGUGUGUGUGAUUCAUACGGAGAACAGAUAUUUUUUCUUAACGCUUCUCCUCCUUUGUUCACUUUGUCCAGUCAGUGCGUUUGUGUGAUCGUUCUCUUCUUUCUUUCUUUCUUCAUUCAUUUUCUUUCUGUUCCAUAAUGUUUUUUAAAAGCCUGACAUUGUAGAAAAGGCCCUGACUGAGUCAGUGUAAGUGAAUAAGUGUGAUGUCGUCUGUAGAUUACAUUACAAUACAAAGGAGUGCAACCAGUUACCCCUUUAACAUAUUACAUACCUUCCAGCAAAAUGACCAGGUUUCCCAUCUUGUGGCAGUUUUCUGCCAGAGCGUUCCAAGUAAAAUAAUCAUACGCGUUAGCAGUUUCUAAUGUUAAUUUGCACUGUAUAGUGUCCAACACUGAUUCCUGUAAAUUCUGUAUUUGGUUGGUUGUGUGUGUAUUUAAAAAAAUGUGGACAAGCAAUAUGUGAACUGAAGCUAGUCCUUGUCAAAUCCAUGCUAUGAAGAAGAAAAAGCAGUUGAGAAAAGGUACUGGGGGUUACAGUAUGGCCUUGCCAAAGUAACGGGUUAGCAAUAGCGCCGUUAGCUUGGCCUCCGCUCUGCGCUACGUCCUCACGUCGUCAUGUCGUCCAAUCAACCGGAGUAAAUCGAGAUCAACCUGAGGAGCUUGACCUCUGACCUCUAACCCCCUGACCUUUUAUCCACUCCCAUGAGAUUAACUCUUGAUGUGUAAUUCACCGGUGACAGUAUCACUCCGUAUGCUUUACCAUUGGCUACAGAGACUACUCUCUGGUUUAAAGCCACCCACCCGCAGGUUGCCACAACGACCCCCGGUUUAGAUAAUCUCUGAAUGUUUGCAAACAAAAAGGGCUCAUCAUCAUUGGGGGGCGGGGCGGGGGGUGAAUUUGUUUUAGUGUACAUAAAAAGCGACCCAUCUGUCCCGUACAUAUCCCACCACAGCCCCCUGUGCUUGGUCUGGCCAAACACUCCUUAUCCCAAAUCUUGUGUUUGAAUGUUGUUCACGUAGGUUUGGUGCACACACACACACACACACACACACACACACACACACACACACACACACACACACACACACACACAGACACAGACACAGACACAGACACAGACACAGACACAGACACAGACACACAGACACACAGACAGAAUUCCUAACCGGUUCAUAUCAAUCCUUAUCUCAUGGAAGUCUGUGUGUGAUGUUCUGAUGGGUCAACAGAUACUGUAGGAUGCAGAAGGCAUCAUCUCUUUUAAACUGGUUUCUUCUCUCAAGUCAUAAGCUUUUUUUAUGUAUAUGUUUUCUCAGAUUGGUACUUUCAAUGGCUUCUUUUUAACCUUUCCCUUUUUAUUAUUUAACAAUUCUAUUUGGCUAUUCCUUCCUAGACCCUCUCCCGUGCUCAAGACUCGCCCRUUUACUUUGAUCUAAAGCACUUUAUGUUCCUUGAAGAUUUGUAUAUGAUCUCCCAUCUCCCUCUUUUUUAAUAUAGUUUGUUGUCAUGUGCUAGACCGUGAAAGUUAUUUGAGAUCUUGAGGUAUCAGAUAUUCACAGGUUGUAUCACCUAUAGGUACAGUUCUAAACGCAGUGUAUGCAGACUAUCUAUUAAGAAGACAGGUUAAGGGUUAGUCAGCGAUUCUGGAUUCCUUCCAGAUUAUUUUCUCAAAGAGACUCGAGGCUCCAAACCCUGGUCACUGUAAUUCGACCUCAGUUUGUCAAUGUUAACUAGAGUUAUGUCCGCUGGGUUUUUUGACAACUUUCUACUUCUCACCUCUAGCUUGGUGGUUUUCCUAUUCGUCGGGACAUGGGUUCUACAAGGUGUCGAAAGCGUUCCACAGGAAUUCUGGCCCAUGUUGACUCCAAUGCUUCCCACAGUUGUGUUAA
This is a messenger RNA of Salvelinus sp. IW2-2015, 2698 nucleotides long. RefSeq names its product ventral anterior homeobox 2-like. NCBI's taxonomy places the organism in Eukaryota, Metazoa, Chordata, Actinopteri, Salmoniformes, Salmonidae. Gene Ontology annotation, biological process: central nervous system development; brain development; neuron differentiation. The record is from RefSeq and is a predicted model, not a curated record. Gene Ontology annotation, molecular function: DNA-binding transcription factor activity, RNA polymerase II-specific; RNA polymerase II cis-regulatory region sequence-specific DNA binding. Gene Ontology annotation, cellular component: nucleus.